Molecule: messenger RNA, 12546 nt
Organism: Pomacea canaliculata
Lineage: Eukaryota; Metazoa; Mollusca; Gastropoda; Architaenioglossa; Ampullariidae
Product: cubilin-like
Molecular function (GO): calcium ion binding
Source: RefSeq, a predicted model, not a curated record
CAGGCGAUAAGGAGCUGAUGACACGCACCUCUCGGUGGGGAUACAGUUCUUGCCAGUUGGUCUGCUUGUCUCAGAAGGAAAGAAAGAUGAAGCCGGUUGUAAACUGGCUUUCUCUUUUCCUUACUCUUAUGUCAUUGGGUCUGGCAACUGAUGGCCAGAAUAUUCGAAAAAAGAGACAGAUAAUGGAAGAGCAGCCGCGCCUCUUGACGGAAAAUGGCAAUUUAAUAUUCCAGUGCGGCAAUAACCACAACAUUUACCUGCGGCCCUCAGUAGGUGGAGGUGUGUUCGUAGGCGCCGACAACCUCACCUUCAUCGCAGAAAUGGUGAAGAGGAACAAGAUGGACAUUGACAAUUUGAAAACAACGCCAACCUCAACUCCAGUAAACGUUGAAGGUCGGCUACGGAGUCUGGAAACAACAGUGACAAGUCUGCAGGGAAUACCCGGGCAAAUCUCUACACUGACCAACUCAGUUAACACAGUUUCCAACACGGUCACCAACACCAACGCCAACGCUCGUCUACUGACUUUGGAGGGCAAUAUGAACAACCUGCAGCCCACAGGCCAAGUUGCAACCCAACUGACCACCCUAGGCAGUCGACUAACGACGCUGGAAGCAAGGGUUGGGACGUUGGAAACAAACGAGAAUAACGAUGACGACAGCGGUCCGGACGGUGGAGGAGGACAACGUGACGGUGGAGGUAGAGGGGGGAGAGGCGGUGGGGGACGAGGUGGCGGGGGACGUGGUGGUGGUGGUGGUGGUGGCGGCGGCGGUGGUAAUCGUAACUCAAGGCGGAAUAAUAGGUUUCAAGCUUUGCAACAACGGAUUCAAACGCUGGAGGCAGAUGUGCAAAACUUAAAGCAGCUGCUGACUACAAAUGAGUGCCAAAGUAACCCUUGCCAGAAUGGUGGAACAUGCGUCGAUUCAUACAAUGGUUUUAUUUGCCAGUGUCCUCCUAAUUGGAAGGGUGUGACUUGUUCAGCCGAUGUCAACGAAUGUGGCGAGUAUGCUGGCACAGACAGAGGUUCCAGUCAACAUGGGGCCACCUGUGUUAACUUGCCUGGAUCCUUUAGGUGUGACUGUGCUCCCAACUGGUAUGGCAUUCUGUGCUCUUCAUCUGUUGAUGACUGCGCCAGUGCAUCCCAUCAAGCCUUGUGUGGACAUGGUACUUGUAUCAAUGAAGCUAACACCCAUGUAGGCCAGCCUAGGUACCGGUGUAUCUGUGAUAAUGGAUGGACGCAUAAUCCCAACUCAUCAGACCCAGCUUGCAACACCGAUGUCAAUGAGUGCCUAGCCUCACAAUCACCUUGCUCUACAGAUCCACAAGUUCAGUGUAUAAAUGUGCCAGGAACAUUUUACUGUGGACCUUGUCCUGCAGGUUUUAAUGGCAAUGGCUUCACAUGUCAGGACAUAAAUGAAUGUGAGAUCAACAAUGGUGGCUGCUCCAUCUCCCCACGAGUUGAAUGCAUUAACACUCGUGGAUCUCGGGCAUGUGGUCCUUGCCCAGCAGGAUACCAGGGCAAUGGUGUGACCUGCACCUGGGUGGGGUUGUGUUCAAACAACAAUGGAGGGUGCCAUCCCAGUGCCACAUGCUCUGAAAAUUCAGCUACUGUAAGUGGUGUGAUAUGUACUUGCCCACCUGGUUACUCUGGAAACGGUGUUGGUUCAAAUGGAUGUGUCACAGAUUCCUCGGGAACCUUGUGUAGUAACAAUCCCUGUCAGCAUGGAAGCUGCAUGGUGUCUGGGAGCACCUAUGUUUGCAGUUGUAACCCAGGUUACACUGGUCGAAACUGUGACAGUGACUUUAAUGAGUGCAGCAGUAACCCUUGCCUAAAUGGGGGAACAUGCAUUAAUAGCAUUGGAAGUUUUCGGUGCCAAUGUUCAUCAAACUACAAUGGCAACCUUUGUCAAAGUGCACAGCAGAGUUGUGGUGGCUACCUAAAUGGGUUUAGUGGGUCUUUCAGCUAUCCCCCUAUAACAGGAACCAAUUACUCACAUAGUGUCAGCUGUGCAUGGCAGAUCACAACUUCGGCAAAUAAGAUACUCAUGAUAACCUUCAGAAGGUUCUCUCUUGAGUUUCACCCAGAAUGCAACUUUGAUUUCCUGCAAAUACAUGAUGGUCCCACUGCUUCUGCACACACGAUAGGCACAUACUGUGGUAACAGUCUGCCCAAUGGAGGCAGCAUCAACAGCACUCAUAAUCAAUUAUACUUCUGGUUCAAAUCUGAUGCAUCAGUUGCAAGUGAUGGCUUUGACAUAUUAUGGACAUCAGCGGAUCCAGUGUGUGGAGGACAACUGACAGAUGUUUCUUAUGGAACCAUUAACAGUCCUGGUUAUCCUGGAAACUACCCAAUCAACCGUGAUUGCAUCUGGACCAUUUCAGCCUCUCCCGGCAAUGUGAUUUCGAUAACAUUUGCCUACAUGGCUAUUGAAGUGCAUGCCAACUGUAGUUACGAUUAUUUGGAGAUUCGCUCUGGUCUGACAGCAUCAUCUCCACUGGUUGUACGACACUGCAACACAACUUCUCCUCCCCCAGUCACCACUUCAGGGCCUUUUGCUUACAUCCAUUUCCACUCAGAUUCAUCUCUCAGUGACCGUGGAUUUCUUCUUACUUAUGCUGCAACACAAGCUGGUGCAGGCUGUGGUGGUGUACUGACUGGUUCCAGGGGCGUAAUUACAUCCCCAAACUUUCCAGAACCCUAUAACCACAAUGCAAUGUGUGUGUGGACAAUUUCUGUCAAUUCAUCUGACAUCAUUAUUUUGCAUUUUGCACACUUCGACUUGGAAACUUCCUCAAGUUGCCAGUAUGAUUACUUGGAGGUACGGGAUGGCAUAAAUGAGAGAUCCCCUGUUCUGGGUACCUAUUGCAGCAACAGUGUUCCUUCUGAUGUCAGAACUACUGGCAAUGUGAUGUUUGUCAAGUUUGUCACAGACAGCAAUUUGCAUGGCUCUGGUUUUAGUGCCUGGUGGACAGUUGGUUGUGGGGGAGUCUUUACAGCUUCACAAGGUACCCUUCGGUCUCCAGGCUACCCCAACGGCUACCCACCCAGCAAACAUUGUGUAUACUUAAUCAGUCAGCCAUCCAGCUAUCGCAUUUCUCUCACAUUCAGUGCCUUUGAUGUGGAGAAUGCUGCAGAAUCAUGUACUGAUAAUUAUGUUGAGAUUCGAGAUGGUGGCUCAGAGACUUCCCCUCUCCUGGGUGAGCAGUACUGUGGCAGUGCUUUGCCUCCAGUUCAAACAUCAACAGGAAAUCUUAUGGUUGUUAUCUUCAGAACUGGAAACUCAGUCUCUGGCACUGGAUUUCUAGCUACCUAUACAGCACACACAUCAGAUUGUGGAGGAAUUCUGACAGGUCCUCGUGGUGAAUUCACCAGCCCCGGACACCCCAAUAUCUACCCUCAUGGGGUCAAUUGCACCUGGUACAUCCGUCCUGCUGAAGGGCUCAUCGUGCAGUUGACUUUCUGGACCUUCAUGCUGGAGGGUGGCGCCUGUACCUAUGACUUUGUGAAAGUCUAUGACAGUUUUAAUGCUGAUAACGGCAGCCUUAUAGGAACGUACUGUGGUUCUUCAUUUCCUUCCUUGAUUACAUCCACUAACAAUGCCCUCACUGUCGUGUUCCAGUCAGACAGUAGUGUGGCAAUGGAGGGGUUUUCAGCAACCUACAUCACGCAGAAUGCCACAACAGCAUGUGGAAGAAACAUGGCGAGUUCCACCGGUGUCAUAACCAGUCCUGACUUCCCCAACAACUACCCACACAAUCGAGACUGUGUGUGGGUUAUCACUGUUGGUGCUGGGAACCAGAUUCAGCUGAACUUCACCACCUUCAAUUUGGAGCAACACGCCCGGUGUCAGUAUGACUAUCUGGAAAUCAGGAACGGUGGAUUUGAGACAUCUCCCUUAAUAGGACAUUACUGUGGCACCACUGUAGACAACCCCAUUAUUUCCCACAGUAGUCGAUUGUGGCUUCGCUUCCACUCAGAUAACUCCAUGAGUGCACCUGGGUUUCAGAUUGUCUAUGAUGGCACCGCUUCAGGGUGUGGAGGAGACUUGACAACACCCACAGGCAGCUUUGUGUCCCCCAAUUAUCCUAAUCCUUAUGACCAUAAUGCAGAGUGUUACUGGACCAUCACUGUAGCCCAAGGCAGCAGUAUACUGCUCACAUUUGAAGACUUCAGUAUGGAGAAUCACAUCCAGUGCAUGUAUGACUACGUGGAAGUACGAGAGAACAAUGCAUUUGGUCGUCAGCUUGGCAAGUUCUGUGGAACUACUUUGCCAGCCCCUGUUAACUCCACUGCCAAUAAACUGUGGAUUAAAUAUCGCACAGACUUUUCAAUCAGUGGUAGAGGAUUCCGUGCUUUGUAUACUUCAGACUGCACCAACCGGCUGACUGCAUUCAGUGGUGCAAUUGAAAGUCCUAAUUACCCUCAGCCAUAUCCUCACAACAUCAGCUGUACAUGGAUCAUCGACACCACAGAGGGGAAUGCUGUCAACAUCUCCUUUGCCACCUUUGACCUUGAGAGUGACUCGAACUGUAGAUAUGACUACCUUGAGAUUCGUGAUGGGGGGUCAUCGUCCUCAAACCUUCUAGGAAAAUAUUGUGGAAGUUCAAUCCCUUCACCUCUAUCAUCGUCUGGAGAUCAAGUGUGGAUCAGACUUGUUACAGACAUCAGUGUGAGAGGCAAUGGCUUCCAUCUUGAGUACAUUACACAUGGCUGUGGUGGUUUGCUGACUGGCCCUUCAGGAACCUUCUCCUCUCCAAAUUAUCCCAAUUCCUAUGAUCAUGCACGGGUCUGUGAAUGGCUGAUUACUGUAGAAACUGGAAAAGCUAUAAGUCUCACUUUUACCGAUUUUGAAAUGGAAACUUCUCACAACUGCCAGUAUGAUGCUGUGGAGGUGUUUGCUGGCUCAGAUGACACUGGCAUUAUGAUCGCCCAACUUUGUCAGCAUUAUACAAAUUGGACACAAUCUGUGAUGUCCACUGGAAACACAAUGCUUGUACGCAUGCGCACUGACAACAGCUUGAGCGGCAGAGGCUUCAGUGCUACCUUCUCUGCAAUAGGUGGAGGUUGCGGUGGUAACUUCACAACUAUGAAUGGAGUAAUAAUGUCAAAGAAUUAUCCCAACAACUACCCACACAGCACAGAGUGUGAAUGGCUUAUUCAGCUUCCUGAUAAUCACCCAGUAGUCAUCAACUUCACAGACUUCGACGUAGAGGGUGGAUACUGUUCCUUUGAUUAUGUGGCGCUGUACGAUGGACCAAAUGCUGGUUACCCAGAAAUGGCCAGGGUCUGUGGUUCUUCUCUGCCCAGCCCCUCUCUGUAUCGAUCAUCAACCAACUCCAUGUUUGUGAAAAUGCGAACUGACAGUAGUGUAUCUGGCAGGGGGUUCAAGGCUAACUUCUCUGCAGGCUGUGGAGUGGUGAAGAACGCCAGCAUAGAUGGUGUAAUUACUUCCCCAAACUACCCAGGCAAUUACCCAAAUAACGCCAACUGCACCUGGCUCAUCACUUCAAGCCACAACACUGAUCGUAUCACCCUCACCUUCACUCACAUGGAUAUCAUGUCGUUAAACAGUUGUCAGUAUGACUAUGUGAGAAUACUGAAUGGGGGCAACAUCAAUGCUCCUGUGAUUGGAACCUAUUGUGGCGACGUUGUUCCAUCUCCCAUCACAUCAGAUGGUUCCAACUUAUUUGUGGUUUUUGCAUCAAGCUUGUUCUCACAGGCCACAGGAUUCAGGGCUGUGUAUACUGUGUCCACUUCAAGCUGUGGAGGUGACUUCACUGCACAGAGUGGAGCUUUUAACAGCCCUGGCUAUCCAAACAGCUACCCACCCAACACAGAAUGUGUGUGGACUUUCCAAAGCUCUCCAGGAAACCGUGUGGCAUUAUCUUUCAGCUUAUUCAACAUUGAAGCCAGUGAUUCGUGUAAUAAUGAUUAUCUGGAGGCACGGCAAAAUGACAACAAUGGCUUGUUGCUGGGGAGGUGGUGUGGAACAAACAUACCGACUAAUGUCACAGCCAUGAACAAAGUUUGGGUCAAAUUCGUUUCGAAUGAUCAGAUCACAGGCGUAGGAUUUAUGGGCAAUUGGAAUGGAGAAUAUGGAGGUAACCUCCUCGGGGACUCAGGACAGCUGUCCUCACCCAGGUAUCCACAGCAAUAUCCCAAUGAUGUCAGCGUUGCCUGGACUAUCACUGUUUCCUCUGGCAUGCAAGUCCUCAUUGCUUUCCUAUUCAUGCGGAUUGAGAAUUCCAUACAAUGCACCUUUGACUAUGUGCUGAUUCGAGAUGGUGGUCUUUCAGAUAGCCCAGAGAUAGGGCGAUACUGUGGAGCGAAUUUACCUGGUCCCAUCAUUUCAACAUCAAAUCAGGUUCGCAUCGAGUUUGUAACAGACGCAAGUCUCACUUAUCAAGGUUUUCUUCUCAAUUGGCAAGCUACAAAUGAAAUGCCAACAGCGCCACCUACUGGUGUUACUCCACCUACAGUUGCAGGAUGUGGCGGCAGUGUGGUUGUUGGCAGUGAAACAGUAACCUUAACAUCACCUGGGUACCCCUAUGGCUAUGCUGCAAACUUAAACUGCAUUUGGUCCAUCACAACCCCUGUUGGGCAGCGAAUAUGGCUCAACAUUUCCAACAUUGAUCUUGAGAGUCACCAAUCAUGCUUUUAUGACUUUGUCAAGAUAUAUAAUUCAGGAUCCAUAGGAUCCACACCCAUGAGAACAUACUGUGGUCGUAUCCCAAACCCUAAUCCUGUGGUCUCAACCUCUAACGUGAUGACAAUUCAGUUUCGGACAGAUGCCACAGUCAAUGGCACUGGAUUCAGUCUUGACCUUAAAUCAGUUUGUGGGGGGUCAUUGGUCAUCCCUACUGGCAUCAUCAGCAGCCCUUCAUACCCCAGUAACUACCCAUCAAACAGCAACUGUACAUGGAAUGUCAGAGUGACCGUUGGUCGGACUGUGAAUGUGCAGUUUAAUGGUACCUUCAACAUUCCAAGCACAGUUAACUGUAGUUCAGACUAUGUGCAGCUGCUCAAUGGAGGUCACACUAAUUCCCCACCUCUCAUAAAUGCCAACGCCACCUCUGCAACUGCCACAGCUAGUGGGCGCUACUGUGGUUCUGGCCUGCCAGCAGUGAGCUCACUUGAGACCAGCAGUAACUUGCUGACAGUGAACUUUGUGUCCGAUGGAUCUGGCUCUGGUGCUGGGUUUUGUACCUUGAUGCUCACAGAUUCUGUGAGAAUGGGUUAUUUCACUUCACCUAACUACCCUAACCCUUACCCACACAACGUGGAAUGUAUAUGGAUCAUCAGUGCCCCUGCAAAUAAGAAAAUCCAGGUGGAUUUUGAGCUUCCAUUUAGAUUAGAGCAACACUCUAGGUGUCGGUAUGACUACAUUGAAUUUCGUGAUGGGGGAACACAAGAUUCACCUGUCAUGAAUGUUGGUCAUAAUAAUAAUAGUCGUAUAUGUGGAGAUCAGCUCCCAGGAUCUGUGCUGUCCACAGGCAAUGCCUUGUAUGUCCGCUUUUUCACAGACGUAAGUGUGACUAGUGUAGGCUUCAAGGCUGAGUAUAAGAUAGCUACCUGUGGGGGACGAAUCUUUAGUGUCAAUGGGAGCAUCACCUCACCAAACUACCCAUCAAAUUAUGAAUCCAACUCUAACUGCAGCUGGCUUGUAUAUGGUCCAGUGGGUCAUUAUCUAACUUUUACAUUCAAUGCUUUCAACCUGGAGUCGUCAACCAAUUGUACAAAUGACUUUGUGGAAGUGCGAGAAUACAAUGAAACAGGAAAUUUGUUGCUGCGGGCCUGUGGUUCCAACUUGCCAGCAUCCUUUGACACAUCAGACAGUUAUUCUUAUGUUCUGUUUGUUUCCAAUCAAAAUGUUGUUUCCAGUGGCUUCAGCCUCUCAUUCCAAGCAAGUGUUGAAGAGUGUGGAGGUGAUCUGACAACGCCAUCUGGAGUUUUCACAUCUCCCAAUUUCCCAGGACUUUAUGCUCACUCACGGGUUUGUGAAUGGAAGAUCAUAGUACAGCAGGAUCGACGUGUCACCCUCACUUUUGAUGUCUUUACACUUGAAGAGUCCUCAAUCUGUGCUUGGGACAAUAUUGAGGUGUUUAAUGGCAUCAUGCCAGACUCUCCCCGCCUAGGCCGUUUUUGCGGUACUAAUAACCCAGGCGUUAUAGAGUCAACAGGCAACACCAUGCGUGUAAGGUUUCGGACAGAUUCAUCCGUCAGUCACGGGGGAUUCAGUGCCCGCUACACAUCUGUCAAUGAAAAGGUCUGUGGCCAGUUGUACACAACGCCUGGCAACAUUACCUCCCCUGGGUAUUAUGAGCAUGGAAACUACACUAACAACCUUGAGUGUAUCUGGCGAGUGGAAAACCCAGCGCGCACCAACUCUUCCAUCCUUGUCAUUGUUGAUGACUUGGCGUUAGAGCCCCAUCUGACCUGUGUACACGACUUCUUGGAAGUCCGUGAAGGUCGUGACGGUGAUGGAUCCAUUAUAGAGAAAUUCUGUGGUAACAAUACCAUCCCUCCCCCUGUUCUCAGCCCGUCCCAACAUAUUUGGCUGAGAUUCCGCACCGAUGGCUCCAUUGUUGACCGUGGUUUUGCCAUCACUGUACAGUUUACCACUUGUGGUGGUGAACUGACAGCACCUCAGGGUCAGAUCACCAGUCCCAACUUCCCCAACAACUAUGAGCACAAUGAUGGUUGUGCCUGGCUCAUCUCUGCUCCAGAAGGGGAGCGUAUACGGAUUACUUUUAGUGACUUCAACCUAGAAGAGCACAGCAGCUGUGUGUUUGACUACCUGAAGAUUCUAAAUGGUGGGUUGCCUGACUCUCCAUUAAUCGGCAAAUACUGUGGCACCAGCAAUCCUGGCACAAUACUGUCUCAGAGCAACCACUUACGGCUUAUGUUUGUCACAGACAUCAACCAGUCUGGUAGAGGCUUCCGUGCCACAUACACUUUUGACAGCGAAGCAUGUGGUGGACUACUACAGAGCUCUCAGGGUACUGUCUCUUCUCCGAACUAUCCAUCCAGCUACCCCCCGAACACAGAAUGUGAAUGGGAAAUCAGAGUGGACAGUGGGUACAUCCUCAUUCUUAAUGUGAACUCUUCUUUUGAUCUACAACCUGGGGAUUGUUCCAGCGAUUAUCUGGAGAUAACUGAUAUUUUGGCCAAUGGGACGCAAGUUCUGAAGGGCCGCUACUGCUCAAAUGCUCCACCUCCUGUGACAUCGUCCUUUAAUCGACUGCUUCUUAAGUUCCACUCAGAUGGCAACAUAAAUGGCAACGGCUUUUCGGCCAGCUGGACUUCAGAUUGUGGAGGUAUUUUCAAUAGUCCAACUGGUGUGAUAACGUCACCUGGCUAUCCUAGAAAUUACCGCAACAACCUACGCUGUAACUACACUAUUUAUGGUGACACUGAUCAUUAUAUCAUUCUGACCUUCAACCCAGCUUUCAACCUUGAAGGUGGUACAUCAUGUCCAUAUGACUACGUUCAAGUGUUUGCUGGAAACAGCUCAUCCAGCCCCCUGCAGGGGCGAUUCUGUGGUAAUGUGGCUCCCCAGCCAGUUAAUGCUCUGCACUCAAUGCACAUACGAUUCUGGACAGAUAGCUCUGUUGUCGCUUCAGGUUUCCAAGCAACAUAUAGGGUGUCAGCAUGUGGAGGUGUGUACACUGAACCCACCGGUUUGAUUCAAACGCCAACAUACCCAAGCAGCUACCCACAUGACAGCAACUGUUCAUGGUUCAUCACGGUGGAUCCUGAAAAAAUCAUAGCUCUCAAAUUUAUUUCCUUCAAUGUUGAACCACAUUCACGCUGUCUUUAUGACUACCUGGACGUCUUUGAUGGAAACAAUACGUCUGCUCCAAAGAUAGGCCGUUACUGUGGUACCCAUGCUCCAGAUGUCAUCAAGUCUUCUGGGAAUGCUAUGUACAUCAAUUUUGUUACAGACAGCUCCGAGAGUGGUGAAGGGUUUCAAGGAGGUUACUGGUCUACAUAUGGACCCCAGCAUGGAUGUGGAGGUUUUCUUAAUCAAACAAGUGGACAAAUCAGAUCAGUGGAUAUUAAUGGUGAUGGAAAUUAUGAGGACAACCUAGACUGUCGCUGGACAAUAAUGGUAGAGCCAAACAAGCUAGCAAGACUCACAUUUUCCAGUUUUCAUUUGGAGCCUGGGGAAGAGUGCAGCUAUGACUCUGUUGCAGUAUAUGAUGGAUUUUCAACAACAGACAGCUUGCUGGGUCAGUUCUGCGGUUCAUCCAUUCCUUCAGCUUUGCGGGCUUUCUCAAAUGUCAUGCUGGUGGUGUUCACAACGGAUGGCUCUAUUGGCUUCUCAGGAUUUGUUGCUCAGUUUGGACAAGAAGAUGCUUUAUGUGGAGGAAUACUUAUAGCAACUGAUAUGCCUCAAAACAUUUCAUCGCCCAACUAUCCAUCGCCGUCUUCACAGGCAGUGAGAUGUCGUUGGACAAUUGACUCAGGAGCCCCCAACAAGCAGGUGUCAUUGACUCUGCUGGACAUUGACCUGACUCCAGAUGCUCAGUGUACGCAGGACUAUAUGGAAUUCCGAGACUCACCUAUGGGUGAACUUGGUCAAUCUGUGCACUACUGUGGAACCACCGUGCCCCAGACUUUUUACUCAGCAGGUCAGGUGGUACAAGUUAUUUACAACACGGCUGGAAAUUCACAGAAUCGUGGCUUUAUUUUGUCAUACAAACAGGAUGAUUUCAACAGAGAAUUUGUGUCCACCAAUGGCCGCAUCACUAGCCCAGGAUACCCUGGUGUGUACCCUCAAAAUGCCAACUGUUCUAUCUCAGUGCGCUCCCCUAAUGGCACGACACUGGCCCUGUAUUUCACACAAUUCCACAUUGAGCCACACAGUCAAUGCUUAUUCGACUUUUUAGAGAUACACAAUGGGUCCAAUGCAUCGUCGCCUGUACUGGCUCGUCUGUGUGGAAGUACACUGCCUGAUCCAGUCUUCAUUCCCAGCAACGUGGCUUUCUUGAGAUUUGUGACUGACGCCUCUGUGCAGCAUGUUGGCUAUGACAUCACUUUCACCUCCACCACACAAGGACUUGGCUGUGGUGGACAACUCUCUGGCAUCAAAGGCAGCUUGACAAGCCCAAAUUUCCCUGGAAAUUUCUCCGAUUCUACUACAUGCACCUGGAUCAUUACAGUGCCAAGCAGGCGUGUGGUCCAAAUAACUUUCUCUUACUUGGCUGUUCCAGGCCAGGCUGACUGCACUAACAACUAUGUAGAGAUAUUUGAUGGUCCCAGCACAUUCGCACGAACACUUGGCAGGUUUUGCAAUGAGCAACCUUCAUUACUGACAGCAUCAAGCAACUCGGCCACAGUUCAACUUGUGUCCACUGGGUCCAGCCCAACACCCAGCUUCCGCAUUGUCUACUCCAGUUGAGCUUUUGCGAAACUAAAUCCCAAGUUGCUCAGUCCAGUAAACUCAGUGCCAACCAUGAUUCUGCUUUGUUAAGCAUAUGCAAAGCCAUUGUGGACAUAGUCUUUAUUUUUAUUUCACCUGAGCUACCAUAGACAGAGAUCUUACUUGACAACAAUCUUAGUUACUGAAAACUGGAUGAAUUAAUUGUGAAUACAUUUUCUUUACACCAUCUGAGCCACCAUGAACACUAAAUGUCAAUAAGAAUCACAUUUUAUGUACAUUACACAGAUCGUUUUUAAAACUAGAAGACCAUUUUUAUCCCCACCAAGUCUUUGUGAAUAUAAUAAUAAUGGAGGACCCUCACUCAGUGUCAUACCACGCAGCACUAGAAUUUAAUGUUGUAAAAGAGAAAAUGUCAUUUGAUAUUGAUCAUUUACCAUGGUGUACAUUCUUUCUUAAUAAAAAGCAUAGGCAUCGAUGAUCCCAAUAAAUCAAAACUUCUAGAAAUAUGUGCAAAGAGUGGACUGUAUAGUACUGGCCAGAAAAAAAAUUCCAAAAAAUCAUGGUGGGUAAAUGAUUUUGAGGACCUGGAACAAUGGAUGCAGAGGAACAAAAAUCUGGUGAUGAGUUAAGAUGUUAAACUGCCAUGGUUCAGCAUAUAAAUCUGAAGGGGGAAAACUGGUUUCCAUGCAUGGUUGUAGACCCUUAAGUUGCUUAAAACUGAAAAUCAGUAUACAUUGGAAAGUGUAGAGAUAAAUUAAGUCAUGAAACUUGGUGAAGUAAAGGAAAGAAACCAGCUUUUCAUUUUCUGUUUGUUGUUUUUAGAGUUAUUUUAGGAUCCUCCAGAGAGUGUAACAUAUUCAUGGCACACUGAUUAUAUAUUUUUUUAACAUUAAUGAUACUUCAUAUUUGUUUUACUUGUCACUGCACUUUCGUAAGUUUUAGAUUAAUGGAAAGAUAAAUCUGUAGAUAACCAGUGAGCAGGAUUCAGUUUAUGAUGAAGUGUUAAGAACUAUAUAUAGUACAUAAUUUUGCAUAAGCUCAUUUUAAAAGAUUCAACAACCUACAUUUUCUUUACAUGUGUGCAUAAUGUAUAUAAUAUUUUACAUGAUUUGUACAAGUUUGUCUAUUGUACAAUUGACAAUAAAAUCUAUCCAUAUGA